This is a messenger RNA of Manduca sexta (tobacco hornworm), 2533 nucleotides long. RefSeq lists its product as uncharacterized. The coding region runs from base 266 to 1027 and encodes 253 amino acids. The transcript is spliced from 3 exons. NCBI's taxonomy places the organism in Eukaryota, Metazoa, Arthropoda, Insecta, Lepidoptera, Sphingidae. The record is from RefSeq and is a predicted model, not a curated record.
GUUGUGAUUCUUUAAAAUAAGUUUGGCAGUAAGCAAAAAUUUAUCAACAUGCGUGGUUACAUGAAGCACCUAUUUAUAUAUUACUUAUAAAUAUACGUUAGUUUAGUGAAGUUAGUUUUACGAGUUGAUACAAUAUCGCUGAAUUUAGUCUCAAUCUAAAAACAUGAACUAAAAUUAGACUUGUUUUCCCGUGAAACAUUUUUUAUCGCUGCCGACAGUCAGUUUAUCCCGAUUCGCUGAGUAGUGCGCGCGUUAUUCCUAUACUAUGACGUCAUUGCUUAGCAAACGAUGGAUUAUUGAAAUGUUAAAGGUUUACCAAAAUAGCCCAUGUUUGUGGGAUAGAAGACAUCCAGAUUAUAAAAAUAGAUUGAUUUGUAAUAGAGCUUACGAAUAUUUAUUAAUGAUAUAUAAAAAAGUCGAUGAAAAUGCGACAAAAGAUUCGCUGCGUAAAAAACUGCAAAAUUUAAAAACUGGCUUCUAUAAGGAACUGCGAAAGGUGAAUAUGUCUAAGCUAACUGCGACGAGGCUUGAAGAUAUCUACGUGCCCAGUCUGUGGUAUUACGGCUCUUUAAGUUUCUUGGCAACAGAAUGUGAAUAUUCACCGGACAACUGUACUAUAGAAAUAGAGGACUCUGAUGAAUCUAUGGAACACGAAAAUAAUGAACGGAAUGAACUGAGUGAACGUAACGAAAAUCAAGAACCUGAAACAAGUCCGGUACUACCAAAAAAAAUUAAAGAAGAAAAAUUAGAAAACAUCCAACCAAAAGUAGAGACGUCCCCUGUUGAAGAAAAACCUGCUGUACAAAUAAAAGAUGAAGAUUGGGAUAUAUUAGGGAAAUCUAUUGCUAUCCAAUUACGGGAUAUAAUGAGUAAAAAACAAUUUAUCAUAACACAGAAGUUAAUUUCCGACGCUAUUUACUUCGCGAAGAUGGGUUUACUUUCGGAAAGUUCACAAAUUUCGUUGGAGACACAACAUCCAAAAACACCACAACACGAGAUGCCAUCUACAUCUUCACAUAGAUGUUAAGUUUAUUAUCAUAAGUUAGGGAAUAUAGCCCCCUGGCGGUAGGUCGGUGGACCGUGUCCACCCUAGGUUGAGGUAGCCUAUUAUUAUAGAUGCUGUCAAUCAACUUGACCCAUCGCUAGAUGUCCGCGAGUGCGACGGCGUAUCCACCAAAAGAUUGGUAGAUCAGGCAAUUUCUGCAUCCCGCAGCCCGUUGAAGCCUCGUCUACGUAUGCGUCAAAGAAGGCUUCAACUGCUUUUGUUCAGUAUGCCGGUGUAGGACGUACAUAGAGUUAGGGUCUCAGCCCAAUGCUCGCUCGGACUAUAAUACUCCGGAGCGUCGACAAAGGGUCCUAAGAUGGUAAAGCCUCUAUAACCAUUCCACAACCCUCCAGUGCGGUAGUGAUAAAGCGAACAUGGAAGUGAACAUGGAAGUUGGUCCUUUUUAUUUUAUGGGGCACAAACCUCAUUGAAAAAUAGCUAACUAUUCCCAUACGAAUCUUGUGUUUUGACGGUGGUCUUGAGGCAAGCAAUCCAGCUAAUAUAGAUCAACAUUGGCUGUCAAUAUGACCCUCAAAUUGCGUUGGUCCAUUUUUUCAAAAUUGUACAUUUUCAAAGCAACAUCGAUUGUCAAUAAUCACGUCUAUAGAUACCAGGGUAUAACGGAAAUAAUAUUGUUUUUAUAUUGACCAGUAGCGUAGCUUGACAUAAAAGGGCUCUCUUUCAAAAAUUUUUGGGGGCUGUUCAGGGCAGUGCGAACUUUAAGGCGCGUUUUAAUGUAAUGUAUAUGGACCAAGAGGGGCGCCCUAUCACUGAUACGACUGGUAUAACAGCAGCUACGCCCCUGAUGUUGGCUCCUUCCUGAAGUAGGGACAUUGUACGGUGCAUAGGUCCAGAUUGAGAUCAUGGUAAUGAAUCCAUAAAGCCAUAAUUGUAAAUUUUUAGAAGUUCAUUGUAAAUAAAUAUAAAGAAGUUGCAAAUGCACGAUACCUAAAACAGAAAGCAUUUAAAUGUAGACAUGCUCAUAAAUAUAAAGUGGCUAUCAGUAUAGAAUUGUAAAUCAAAAAUUUGUCUUAAAGGGUGAGAUUAAGUAGGCGUGCGGUCAAUAAGUACAAAGUUGAUUGUCGUAAUGUAGUGUAACUGAGGGUAGUCGUUUUAACAUUUCCCGAAAUUUUUUUCGAUGAAAAAACUUACAAAUAGCGGUUGCGCUUACGAAUUGCAAUAAAUCAUCCAUCAGUAUACGUCCCAAUGUACGGCUAACGGCAGCAUUACAGGACUAAUAGCUUUAUUUUAUAACAAGUGUCCCAUCAUGGGUAACACAAUACAGAUUGUAAUAUGUUUGUUUGAGUUAGUUGAAUUAACAUAUUAUUUUAGUUGCUUUCUUAGUUUUAUUCCGGAAAAAGUCUUUCACUUUGACGGAUCCGCGAGCAACAACUUGCAUGAAAUAAUUUUUUAUUUUUAAGUUUCAUAAUAAUUAUUAUUUUUAUAUGUAGAUAUACUUAUGUUUGUAAAUAAAGUGAUGAAACGAUA